Messenger RNA from Anolis carolinensis (green anole), 2608 nucleotides. RefSeq names its product haloacid dehalogenase-like hydrolase domain-containing 5. Bases 63 to 1415 code for a protein of 450 amino acids. Lineage: Eukaryota; Metazoa; Chordata; Lepidosauria; Squamata; Anolidae. Gene Ontology annotation, cellular component: mitochondrion. Gene Ontology annotation, biological process: glycerophospholipid biosynthetic process. The record is from RefSeq and is a predicted model, not a curated record. The transcript is spliced from 8 exons.
GCCAGGCAGGGCUUAGGUUAGGAGAAGCCGGCAGCGGCCGGGGCUGCUUCCAAGGGCCCGCCAUGUGGUCCCUGCUGCCGCGCCUCGGGCGGGCGCUCCGCUUGGCCGCAGGGCAGCAGACAGGGCUCUGCAGCAGCGCCAGCGCCGCCGCUUCAGGGAAGGACGGAGAGUCCGCCGGGCAGCUCAGCAUACAACAACCUACCUUUGGCUUCCUGUUUGACAUCGAUGGAGUAUUGGUGCGAGGGAAGACGCCAAUUCCUGCUGCAAGAAAAGCCUUUCAAAAACUUCUUAACUCUCAGGGAGAAUUUUUGGUGCCUGUAGUCUUUGUCACUAAUGCAGGAAACUGUCUUCGUCAGAAGAAAGCAGACCAGCUGUCACAUAUCCUUGGAGUGCCAAUUUCUCAAGACCAAGUUAUGAUGUCCCACAGUCCUCUGCGAAUGUUCAGACGUUACCAUGACAAAUGUGUUCUUGUAUCUGGUCAAGGGCCACUUCUUGAUAUUGCUAAGCAACUUGGAUUUUUUCACCCCAUUACAAUUGACAGACUACGAGAAACGUAUCCAUUAUUGGAUAUGGUGGACCAUGACAGAAGACCUAAAGUUUUGCAUCCACCUGCAGUUGAGCUUCCCAAGAUCGAGGCAAUUAUUUUGUUUGGCGAGCCAGUGAGAUGGGAAACUAACCUGCAGUUGAUAAUAGAUGUGCUUUUGACAAGUGGCUAUCCUGGAAAUCCAUAUCCUCAGGGAACAAACUCCCAUAUUCCUGUAUUGGCUUGCAAUAUGGAUCUGAUGUGGGCAGCUGAAGCCCAGUCUCCAAGGUUUGGACAUGGAACAUUCAUGGUUUGUCUGGAAAAUAUUUACAAAAAGAUCACUGGCAAGGAGCUGAAAUAUGAAGCUUUGAUGGGAAAGCCUAGUGCACUGACGUAUCACUAUGCAGAGUACUUGAUCAGAACACAAGCAGCAGCAAAACAAUGGAAGAAACCUAUUCAAACUCUCUAUGCAAUUGGGGAUAACUUGAUGACAGAUAUUUAUGGUGCUAACCUUUACAACCGCUACCUUGAAGAGAACAGCUCCAGAAGAGGCUCCAAGGCCCGUGUCCAGGCCCAAGCAGCUGGAGGCACAAGGUCCGCCACUGUCUCUCAGGAAGAACUGGACAACAGCUGGGAGAGUGAAUUGGCAUCUGCUUCGGCCACAAGCUGCCAUUCUGUCCUCGUUUGCACUGGGGUUUACAACCCUCACACAGAAGUCCCCUCUGACACAAGGGAGAGCAUCACUGAGACUGUGUUUCAUGGGCACAGAGAUUUCAGAUUUGAUCCAGCUUUAGUAGAACCAGACCACAUUGUGCCAGAUGUUGAUGCUGCUGUUGACUUAAUCUUCCAGCUGGAGAACUUUGCACCAAAUGAAAAUUGCAGGACUUCUUAACAGCCUCUCAAUGGUUAUACUUGUUUCUCUUUUGGAAAAAAAGUGGGGGCACUUAAUAGAAUUCACUAACAUGUUUUUGUUUAUAUGUGUAACACUUCUAAUGUAACACUCCUAUUUGUUCUAACAGCACUUUUUUUGAAAUUUUAGUUUCUGUGUCACUGAUUUCUUGUCAGUGCUGCAAUAUAUUUUUUUUGUCUGAGUAUUGACUUCCCUAGAUAGCCCAAAACUUGAACCUGCCGCUCUGAAUGCUGAGGAGGAACAUCUCCUGUGUUGAAGAAGAAAUACAAUAAAUAAACUUCCUGGCUUCAGUACAGUAUCUCUACAGAAGAACAUUACUGAAGUUACCCCAUGUAACCAUGCCACACUUCAUGGUGAGCAGGUGGGUUGGAUGACCACUACAUAUAUUAGCAGUAAUGUCAUCAUUUCAUCUCUGGCUACAGGGAUGUGGCCAGAUGUUUCUUUGAGUUUGCCUGCUUGCCAUAAAGCACAGAAUUGCCAUGUUGGAGAGGAGGCUUUAUGGUUGUGGAGGUAGGAAGCACCAGAAAAAGGAGAUUUUCCUGUAUUCUUGAAGGGUCAUGUCAAGUGUUUCCUUCCCCUACUCACUUUUUGUGAUUUCCAUCCAUAAUCCCCUUGGUUCUGUGCUCUUCCUGUGGAAAGAGUACUAUGGAGUAUUCUACAGGUGUAUUGUGAAAAACUUUUUAGUCCCUUUAUGAUUGAAUUCAAUUGAGUUUACAACAACUGAAAGAUGCAGCAAAGUGCAACUGAAUACAAACCAUCAGACAUAAAUGUGUGCACAUACCGUUAAAUGAGAUUGUGUUCAAGUCUCACUUGUGUUAAAGAACGUCCUGUAAGAGCUCCCAAUUGACUUUGCCCUUUGUCUGCCUGGCUUACUAGCUAAGCCUUAGUUACACUGAAGUUUUAUUAUUAACCAUGCUGGUGCACUGUGGCAAAAUGCCAAACAGCUGCUUAGGCCGCUGGUUUUAACUUUAAACUCAAAACCAUAAUGGUUAUACUACACAUUUACUUAAAUAUAUGCUAGUGAAGUUCCCCUUCCCAUCUUCUGUUGCUUAUUAAGAUCAUGUAUCUCAGUGAUGUAUACACUUAAAUAAUAACUUAUUUCAUGCCAUACCUGUUUUUGAAACAUUUUAACUCAAAGAAAUUUGUCUAGUAAAAUAUUUUCUUUUAAAAAAUGA